Oncorhynchus nerka (sockeye salmon) is the source of this 3945-nucleotide messenger RNA. Its product is annotated as PHD finger protein 21A-like. The transcript has 18 exons. Bases 274 to 2571 code for a protein of 765 amino acids. Gene Ontology annotation, cellular component: histone deacetylase complex. The record is from RefSeq and is a predicted model, not a curated record. Gene Ontology annotation, molecular function: chromatin binding. Lineage: Eukaryota; Metazoa; Chordata; Actinopteri; Salmoniformes; Salmonidae. Gene Ontology annotation, biological process: negative regulation of transcription by RNA polymerase II.
GAUAGGGGGGUGAAUGAGAUUGACGAAGAGUUCUUGUUCUGUAUCUCAGUUUUUCUCUUUAUACUCAAAUUAAAUAGUGGGAAAAAUUAUCGGGAAAAUCACAUCAUAUGCAAUGGAGUGUAUUUGGAUAUUAAGUGGAUAAAUACACGCUCUGGGCGUUUUUCGGUGAAGAAGUACUACGGUGUUUGUAAAUAUUUAUUUAAAUAAUUUGUGUGAGAAGAGCAGGGUUGGCUGCUGCUCAAGUGAGUAAAAGAGGAGGCUGCCACCCCCUCAAUGCAAAAUUGGAUGGUGUUCAAAACUGAAGACUGUGUGAAGGCUGAAAGCUGUCCAGGACUGAGCUUCCGACAGAAGGGAUCAAUGAUGGAAUUACAGACCCUCCAAGAGUCCCUGAAAGCGGAUAUACAAGUUCAUCAGAAACUAGUGUCCCAGAUGAAACAGGAUCCACAGAAUGCUGAUUUGAAGAAGCAGCUCCAUGAACGUCAAGCCAAGAUCACAGCGCUGAGUGAGCAGCAGAAGAAGGUGGUGGAGCAGCUGAGGAAAGAGCUGCUGGUUAAACAGGAUCAUCUGGAGGUCCAGGCCCAUCAGCAGCCCCAGCACCCAGUGCAGCCUGAUGGGAAGGCCUCUGCCCUGCCUAACCUCCACACCCCACCCUCCCUGCCCUCGCCUGACAAACUGAGCACGCCACAGAACACGAUGACGAUCACCCCGGUCAUCACCACUAAGACUCUACCUCUGGUACUGAAAGCUGCCACCGCUACCAUGCCUGCUUCUGCUGUGACGCCGCGACCCUCCGUCGCCAAGGUCACAGCCAUCAGCAACACGCCCAAGGCCAGCAUAGGUCACCCUGACUCACUGAGUUCACCUAUCAACCUUCAGACAUCCAGCAAGUUGACCAAUCAGGGAAUGGAGCCAGUUCGGAUAGUCUCCAAGAACACUGUUGUUGUGCAGGCCACCGCCCAGCCUAUCAAAGUUCCUCAGUUUAUCCCUCCACCUAGACUGAUGCCUCGACCUACCUUUGUACCGCAGGUCCGACCAAACCCAGCCACACCUACGCCCACUCCCACGGUGCCCAUCGCCCCUGCGCCCCCUCCUCCCAUGCUGGCUGCCCCUCAGCUCCUCCAGCGGCCUGUCAUGUUGACCACCAAGCUGACCUCCACCUCACUGGCCUCCACCACCGGGCCCAUCCACCAGGUACGCAUUGUAAACGGCCAGCCCUGCGCCAGCAUCACCAAGACCCUGCCCUCUGCCCAGCUGACUGGCAUCGUCAUCACCUCGCCAGCCACCAUUACGGCCACCACCCCCCUGGCAACACAUCAGACCCUUCAGAUCAGAAGCCUCAGCCCUGACACCAAGACUGUUAAAGCUCGGGGUGUUACCGUGCCAAAGGCAUCGGCCAGUGCGCCCUCCUCCCCCUCGCACGCCACUAGAGGCACCCCUCCACCCCUGCUGAGGAACAAAAGAGAGGACAACCCCCAGAAACUAGCCUUCAUGGUGUCCUUGGGACUUGUGACAUAUGACCAUCUGGAAGAGAUCCAGAGUCGGAGGCAGGAGCGCAAGCGGAGAACGACAGCAAACCCGGUAUACAGUGGAGCAGUGUUUGAGCCGGAGCGUAAGAAGAACGGCGUCACAUACCUGAACACUCCUCUACACCAAGGCACCAGGAAGAGAGGUCGCCCACCCAAAUACAGCAGUGUUCCUGAGCUGGGUCUUCACACCCCAACAUCCCCCACCAGCAGUCAUUCCGCCUCCCCGGGCCACCACCGGCCAGAGAGGGGGGGCUCUCACUUCCCCGUCCACCCCCACACCCUCCCUCUGCCUAGCCCCAACUCCGGGGAUGGAGACAUCCAUGAGGACUUCUGCACUGUGUGCAGGCGCAGUGGUCAGUUGCUCAUGUGUGACACAUGUGCACGUGUUUACCAUCUGGACUGCCUCGCUCCACCUUUGAAAACCAUUCCCAGGGGCAUGUGGAUCUGCCCCAAAUGUCACGACCAGAUUUUGAUGAAAGAUGAGGCAAUCCCAUGGCCUGGAACCCUCGCUAUCGUUCAUUCCUACAUUGCAUAUAAAGCAGCUAAAGAGGAGGAGAAGCAGAAACUGGUGAAGUGGAGCUUGGAACUGAAGCAGGACAGAGAACAGCUAGAACAAAGGGUCAAACAGCUGAGCCAAUCCAUAACAAAAUGCAUGGAGAACAAGAACACUAUCCUGGCCCGUCAGAGGGACAUGCACAACUCCCUGGAGAAGGUCAAAGGCCUGGUGCGUCUCAUUCAGGGCAUCAACUUCUGCCCAUCCCCCGAGGUCUCGCCGCCAGCGGUCCAGACCAGCAUGUCAAAUGGAGGAACAGACGGUGCCAGUGCUGACCACACGGGCGACACAAGUCCUGAGGAUCACAAGAACAUGACUGACAAUAGCGGCGACGACCUGAACAACAACACAGACGGGGCGACAGAGGAGGAAGAGAAGAAAGAGGACGUUAAAGAGAUGGACAACCUCAACAGCAGCAGCCUUGGCAAAACCUUAGAGCCUCCCCAGACUAUAGUACCGGCCCUUGUGGAUGUAGCAGAGGGAGCCAAAUAACACCCACCCACCCACCAAGUCCAGGGACAGGAACCCCCAAAGAGAGGGAAAGAAAAAGAUAAAGCACCCCAUGAAGUUGCCAAUCGAUUAACACACACCGACAUAUAUAUAUAUAUAUAUAUAUUUUUUUUUUUUUUUGGGUCGUUGUUAUUGCAGUUGUGUAUUAUCGGAUUGUCUGUGAGGACAUACGUUAUGAGUAUCGGAACGGGAAAUGGAAAGGGACGAAGGAGGGUGACUUAUGGUACCAGUGGUAUGCCAAUCGAGGUCAAAGAUUAUUAUUCAAGUCUGAUGAUAUUGACGCUCUUACUAAUAAUAAGGAUAUUGUUAAUAGUAAUAAACAUCACACCAAUGUGUGCCUCCAAUAGUCGCCAUGGCGUCUCUUUGUGGGGAUGGUUUCUUAGGGUGUCUUAGUCUGCAGAUUCAGGGGAGAUGGAUCCGAGAAGUCCAAAGACAAGACCUGCCCGCUCGCCUGAAGAUCCACCACCUACACCACACCAGAAACAAUUGGAUCAACCAAAACACCAUAACAGCCAUUUGGAAUUUGAAAAACUACCAGGGGACUUAGGUUUUUGUUUGCUGCCGUAUUUGUCAACAGUUUUGAAAAUCACUAACAAAGUAUUGCCUGAGGGAUAUGAUUGGUCCCAAAUCACACUUUUUGUCUUACAGGAGCUCCAGCUCACCUCCAUCCAUCUAUCCCACCUGCCCCCAUUACAACCACCACCGAAAACUCUGACAAUACAGCUUAAAGUAAGAUCACAGGACAGAUGAUGGAUCAGCAUAGGGUUAGCCUCGCGUUCAAGUUGCAUCCACUGUCACCUCAGUGCUGCCUGACAGACAGCCAGACAGACCGGCUGCAGUGGGAGGAGCCCAGCAUUCGGCUUAAUUCAGAUCUGUGGUCUUCGGCUGCAUCACAUGGACUCAUUGCAUGCUUCAUUGACAUUGGAGGUGUUUUUCUUUUCAAGGUCAUUUUAUCAUGACUUGUGUUGCAUUGUCCAUUGUUGCUGAACUUAGCAUUCCUUUUUGCUUGUUGAGAAUAUGAUUGACCAAUUUGUUGAGUGAUACAUUCAGAGACAUAGCACGAAAGCGGCUGCAUCAAUAUUCCAUUUGAACGAUAGAGGCCAUGUGAAUGCAGCUCUAGGCAUGCAUGGGGAUUUAGCAACUAUCAGUUCAGAUAUUGUCUGAGAGGUUUUUUUUUGUGUCCGUUUGUUAUGCCCCUGGGAUCUGUUGCUGAAGGAAACUAACCAUUUAUUCUGGGGGAAUCUGUUUAUAUUCAGGUCUUCCUAGUUUUGAAACAUGGAGAUAUGCUUCUUCAAAAGUGCUUUUCUGUUUCGCAUUACCUUGGUUUCGUAUCAAAUAUAUUAGAACUGGAAAAUA